GAAGAAUCGAAACCCGGAAGUGAUUUUCUUUAGCAAUAUUGUGUCUAGGUAGUGUUGCGUGUUAGCAGAGUCCUGCUCUAUUUCUUCUUCAGAAAGUGUCUGAAUGAACCAUCAUGUCUGGAUAAACCUGUCUGUGCUGCUCACGAUAUUUCACCUCUGAUUUAUCUCCCGGUAGCCCACAAGGACAUUGAAGUUAGCUUAGCAUGUUAGCUGUAAAUAAACUGAUGGAGCUCAGCAGCAGACUGACAGUCUGACGGAGACCAAACUGAGUUUCUGACGGAGAAAAAGUUUCUGUCAUUGUGUUAAAAUGUCUAAAGUCCAAAUGCUGAGAGCGUCGGUGACGCAGCGACUAACUGCGGCUGCUGAAGAGAUAUUUGUGCUGUUUGAAAGAUCGAUAGCAGAGUACGAGGAGGAACUUUCUCGAUCCAAAGAGGAGAACGAGCGACAACGCAAACUACUGGACGCUGCUUUCAACCCUCAACUUCAGCUACACAGAGCAGAGUGUCCUGCAGACGUCCAGCAGCUGUUGGAGAGUAUAGAAGAGGUCCCACCUGAGCAGCAGGAGUGGAGCUCCAGUCUGGACCAGAAGGACCCAGAGCCCCCACACAUUAAAGAGGAACAGGAGGAAUUCUGGACCAAUCAGGACGGAGAGCAGCUUCAAGGGCUGGAGGAGGCUGAUAUCACUACGUUUACACUCACUCUUGUUCCUGUGAUGAGUAAAGAUGGUGAAGAGAAACCUCAGUCCUCACAGCUUCAUCAAAGACAAACUGAACAGAUGAAAACAGAAGCUGAUGGAGAGGACUGUGGAGGAUCAGAACCAGCCAGGAACUCACAUCCAGAUAGACAUUUACAACCUGACACUGAUGACAAGACUUCAGACUCUUCUGAGACUGACGUCAGCGAUGAUGAUUGGGCAGAGAGCAGGAAACCUCGAUCACGAUUAAACUCUGAAUGUGGUCAAAGACGUGUCCGCAAGCCACACCUGAACGCACAAAUGAGAAUGCACAUGGGAGAGAAACCAUUUGGCUGCUCCUUUUGUGGCAAAAGAUUUUCUGAAAAGGGAAACUUAAUUAGUCACACGAGACUUCACACGGGAGAAAAACCGUUCAGUUGCACAGUUUGUAAAAAAACGUUCAGAUAUAGCAGAGAUGUUAGCAGACACAUGAGAAUCCACACAGGAAAGAAAACAACCAGCAGUAACGUCAGAGACAUGACUGACAACAACGUUCAUACAGGAUCAGAACCAGCCAGCAACAUGGAUCCAGAUAGUCAUUUAAAACCAGUUACUUAUGAUAAAGCUUUAGAAGCUGAGGCUGAUAACAGUGAUGACUGGAAGGAGAUCAGUGAACCUCAGGCAGGUGUAAACUCUCUGGAAAAUGACGAUGAAAGUGAUGUGCAAUGUAAUACUGACAAGGAGUCAUUUAGCUGCUCUGAAUGUGGGAGAACAUUUUGCCGCAGGGACCAUCUGACGAGCCACAUGAGAACGCACACGGGGGAGAAACCGUUUAGUUGCAGCAUGGCGCUCAGACGGAAAUUUGAUGUCAAAUUCAAAGAGAGAGUUUUGCAGUAUGCGGAGGAACAUUCAGGAGAGAAAGCUGCAAAGCACUUUGACAUCGAUUCGAAAAGAAUCAGGUACUGGAAAAAGCAGAAGAAUGAGCUGCUGUUAGCCGACAAGAGGAGAGCACGGCUAGCUGGAGGCGGGAGGAAGAAAGUUAGCUUGGAGCUAGAGAGAAGGCUUUCAGAAUGGAUUUACACAAUGCAGGCCAAACAUAACCGAGUAUCAAGAAAAAUGAUCAAAAAUAAAGCGUUGGAGAUCUACCCUUCAGUGAGUGAUGGAGGCAAGAUGUUUGUGGCUAGUAGGGGUUGGCUACAAAGGUUUCUACAGCGACACAACCUCUCACUUCAAAGUUGCACCACCUCACUGCCAAGGACACCAAACUCAAGCCUUAUAUCGUCUUCAAAGGAGAUGUUCAUGAAGUGAAGGCAAUGCAGCAGCAGAUCUGCAGCUCAGUGAUCACCACUUCUGUGAACGGCUGGAUGAAUGUUACUCUCACUGCAGAUUGGCUACAGUCCUUCACCCUGCAGCUCUUGGUGUGGGACUCCGCAGGAUACCGCUGCCGCAUCAGUGCCGCCACCAAAGUUGAACUGAAAUACAGCUACAAUAUCACAACAGCCGUGAUCCCAGGAGGCUGAACUAAAUAUAUCCAAGCCCCCGGAUACGACUGUCUGUUUUGUCUUUUUGAGCUCCUCGUCAUCUGUGACAGUGGUGUUUGGCAGCUUGACAUAUUCUGUUUCUGCAGCAGAGACAUCAGAAGACGCUUUUUUUCAAUCGUCAUGAAUUUAUUGCCUCAGUGGCAGAAAAACACAUGUUACACAAGCCUUCAGAAACUCCUGCAGGUUAAACUGGACUAAUGACACACUUUUAGGGCUAACUGACUCUAACACACUCACUAUAAACAGACUCACUAGCCUAGCAACAGCCUUUACAGCUGUAAACAACCUAUAAUGCAACAUUCCAUGUAGGAGUCAGUUUUACACCAGUACUUAUCCAUUCAAAAAGAUUGAUCUGAUGUUGUGAACCUAUAAUUGUCUAGACCCUAAAUAUAAAAUGAUCCCACUUUUUCAGAUGUAUUUUCAAGAAAAAAAACUUUUAUAUUUGGACCAAUACGCUCUAUAGCCUCUAUCUUUAUGUCUUAUUUCUCUUAUUGUCUUAGCACGGCAAUCGGCACAUCUUUCUUUAUGUCAAGCCUGAGUGUGAAGUGAUUGGGUUACCGUGGUAACAGCAGCAGCUCUAACUGGGUGGUCGUCACUCGGGACAGACUGGACAAGGAUAUGAUCAGAAAGUCUUUCAGACUUUGUGGGGCUGUCUGUGAAAAUGAACAGGAGCAACGAUGAAAAGGAGCUGAUUAAUAAUGAGCUUGUUCUCGAUGGUGAUCAGGAGAACAACGAUAAUGGUGAGGAUGGUGAUUUUAAGGAGAAAGGUAUUUACCACCUGUAAUUGCACCACCUGUUAUAUUUAUCAAAGUUGGCUGCGAUGAUGUUAAUAUUUAGGCAGUGUCUUACUUUUUGAGUUUGGGUUUUGCUUGCAGUUGAAUCUGAUCAUUAUUAGAGAUUUGACUGCUGUAAAUAGGACUGACUAUUGAUGUUUAUAUCCGGAGUAUCUCAGAUUUGUUUUGAUUUUAUGUUGUAGCGUAUUUCUCCGAUAUGUGAUUGGUGAUACUUCACAUAAGUUAAAUUGAUCGCAUGUGUAGAUUUACAUGGUAUUGAUGAUACGUUUUUAAGAAUACACUAUCAGAAGGCGAUUACUGGUACUGUUAGCCAGCUCUUCAAAAUGUUGACAGCCUGUAAUCUACUGUUAUACACUUUGUCUGAAGAGAAUAUUUUCAAUAAAUGUACCCGGUAUGUUUUACAGGGUUCAAACUGA
Molecule: messenger RNA, 3424 nt
Organism: Thunnus maccoyii (southern bluefin tuna)
Lineage: Eukaryota; Metazoa; Chordata; Actinopteri; Scombriformes; Scombridae
Product: zinc finger protein 436-like
Exons: 2
Coding region: 308-1981 (557 amino acids)
Biological process (GO): negative regulation of transcription by RNA polymerase II; regulation of immune system process; regulation of cytokine production
Source: RefSeq, a predicted model, not a curated record